Messenger RNA from Dendronephthya gigantea, 3943 nucleotides. Its product is annotated as solute carrier family 35 member F2-like. Gene Ontology annotation, cellular component: membrane. Gene Ontology annotation, molecular function: transmembrane transporter activity. The transcript is spliced from 8 exons. Gene Ontology annotation, biological process: transmembrane transport. NCBI's taxonomy places the organism in Eukaryota, Metazoa, Cnidaria, Anthozoa, Malacalcyonacea, Nephtheidae. The coding region runs from base 52 to 1197 and encodes 381 amino acids. The record is from RefSeq and is a predicted model, not a curated record.
UUUUCAAAAUAUUGUUGCAAUUUAUACCAUUUUUCCAGGUGUUCCCACGUGAUGGAAAGUGCUAGAGAUUUGGAAAGAGAAUGGUUAUGUUUUCAGACAUUAUAUAUGGAUGGAACUACGAGGGAAAGUCCAUAUUCGCAAGGAAUACGCGAUUAUUAUAAGAGGAAAAUUAGACCUAAUCUUACAAGGAAGUUUUUUGGUGUUUUAAUCUGUGGACAAUGCUUAUCUUUAUUGUUAUGUGCAACCGGUGUUGCUAAUCAAAAACUUGUGAUUGCUUGUGGUGUAAAGAUUCCAGGAUUCAUUUCAUUUUGUACCUAUAUCCUGCUUGCAAUUGUGUUCACAACAAAACUUGCCUGGGGAACCGAAGAAGCAACAAACAUUUUAAAAGAAAGAUGGUGGAAAUACAUCUUAAUUGCAAUAGUUGAUGUUUAUGCAAACUUUUUAGUGUUCACAGCUUAUGAAUAUACUAGUUUAACAAGUGUUCAGCUUUUAGAUUGCCUCAGUAUACCAGUUGUGGUAUUUUUAUCAAUUGCAUUUUUGAAAGCAAAGUAUAGACCUGUUCACUUCUGUGGUGUUUUUGUAUGUGUGGCUGGAUUAGGAUUUAUGGUUUGGGCAGAUUUUACAUCCAGAACUAGCCAAGGACCUCAACCAGGAAAUCAUCACAGUGCACUGUUAGGAGACUUCCUAGUGAUUGCAGGUGCAUGUUUGUAUGCAGUCAGUAAUAUUGCUGAAGAAUUUGUUGUUAAGACAUCAACCAUUACAGAAUUCUUGGGAAUGAUGUCAUUUUUUGCCUGCUUUUUCUCUGGGGCCAAUGUAAUUCUUUUUGAGAGGGGUAAUUUGAGCCAUGUCAUUUGGGAUCCCGAAACAAUAUUGUACCUAGCGCUCAGUGUGAUAUCUAUGUUUCUGUUCUACUUCCUGAUGCCUCUAUUAAUCUACCACAGUAGUGCAACUAUGGUUAAUUUGAUGCUGCUCACAGCUGAUUUAUAUUCCUUAUUUGCUGGACUCUAUCUAUUUGAUUAUAAAUUCUCCAAUCUCUACAUCUGGUCAUUUGUUAUCAUUCUGUUGGGUGUCGUCAUCUUCAAAGUAUUCCCCACCCCAUCCAGGGUGGAUGCCCCGACCUCGGAGGGUGAGGGGACGAGCAUAUCCAGCGAUAGUGAGGGAGACGAGGAUUCUUCGACAGAACAUCUUAUCCAAUGACAUACAACGGCGAUAACUGACGAGACAGCCAAGUUUUAUGCUACCAAGUUGGUUAACAAUCUUCGCAGAACCUGGUCUCGAGUGAUGGUCGUAAGUUCUAUAUCAACUUAACGUAAGGUAUGGACAUGAUUCAGGGAAUCGUUUGGCCGCUUGAAACGUCAUCCAUAAACCACACGAGUUUCUUGUGUAUAUCGUUAACUAAGCAAUCAUCCUGGAUUAAUUUUGAAGUCGCGGACAUCACGCGAGAUACUUUUAUUUUGCACAUAAUCGCGAAUGGUUCCUAUGGAAAUAACAUACACUUUCCACUAUCUGAUGAGUUGGGGUCAUCGAAGGAAUUGUGCCUUUCUAUGAGGUCAUUUAAAGGGGAUUUCAUGCACAACGUUACAUAAACCUGUUUUUAUCGAUUACUGCACUCUGCGCUAGCUGGAGCCGCACCUGGCUUAAUUCCAUCGCGCAUGUCAGUUAUUAACACGAACUCUUUUUAACGAAUGUCCUGUCCUAUUUUUUAUGAGAUAACAUGAAAACUCAGACACAGAAAUGAAUUGAACGUAAUACCAUGUGAAAAUUCAUGUGGAAACUCCUGGAUAUCUUUCGAAAAAUAUUUCAUUCUGUUACGAUAUUUGUCAUCAAGUAGCGACUGUCAUUACCGAACACUUUGAUGAACUUUCAAACGACUUCGUAAUGAGUAAAAAAAAACUGGAAACGAUUAAACACAGGAAAAUAAAGAUCUAUACUGUUACUAUAGUUCCAGAAUCUCUGCCUCUUGCCAGAUCUUGGCUGAUAAUCACGACACGGUCAAAGCAACACAAGUAAACACGCAUUUUAUAGUUUUAUUAUACUCCUGAUAAAUAAAAUGAUGAUAAAAUAUUUUAUAUUUUAUUUUCACAUAAUUAAUAUAGCCCAUACGUCAGUGCUCUCAUAUGGGCAAUUUCAAAGCGAAGACAUGCAUGUUUAGCAAAAUUAGCCUUUCGUGUUAGAUAGCUCGUGUUAUUUAAAAUUAGUUUUUUUGCUUGUCUAAAAAAUAGGAUCCCAAACCAUUCAUCUGAAUCAUCUGUUAUCUUGGGCCUGAGAAUCAACGUCGGUUGGGGGGCACUUAACUUUAAGCGCGCCUUUUUUACCGAAAAAAGAGCACGCAUAUUCAAUUCAUGAAAAAAAUUCUCAAGUGGCAGCUCUUAUUGCGUAAGUGCUCGAAAAAAGACGACGUGCUGGUUAAGAAUGCGAGAUUUUAAAGAGGAGCUGAGUUGUAAGACGUGCAGCCUUGCAGGUGAGACAGGUGUAAUUAUAAUCGAAAAUUCUUGGAGGAAAAUAUCUCUCUGCCACUCUCUUCAUUGUCGAUGUUUCUCAAUAUUAUAUAGAGUGUCAUUAUUUACGGAAGUGCUCGUUUUUUUACCAUAAUGAUGUAUCUGAAUUGGAUAAGACCAAAACGGUUACCUUCGCAUUCCUGAUAGAUGUUUUUAAAAUGGCUUAAGCAUUCCUUCGUAUGAAACAGGCUACGCGAGAGUUUUGCCAAGAUUUCUUUCCCAAACAAAGCUUUAGCACUUCGUAAUUUUUUCCAGUAAGGCCAGACAAAACAGCGACAGCUGCAUAUCGUAAUGUUGAUCGACAAAAGCCUAAAAAUAGGAUCAUAAUGUCAUCUGUCCCGAAGCUCUCCUUCUUCAACAUCAUUUGCAUGCCUCGCUCUUUUUAACUAGAAUUUAAUUAAACUCAACGCGUAAAAUCUCGAUUUCACAGAGAUUGUGGUAAUUGGUAGGCAGAAAAAAAUUCCCUCAGGAUACCUCCUAUCUAGAAGACUAAUGUAUUUCGUCUAUUCUUUAUUAAUUGAUUUGUUCAAAAUUUGUCUAGCAAUACUUAUGAUGUACUUGAAAAUAUUCAAGAUAUACUUAACUUAAGUGAAACUAGCUUUAGUGUACAGUCAGAUGGUUGAGUAGUUUUGAUAAAUGCUGAAGUCAAUAUCAGAUCUUAUGCAAUACCAUUUUAUAAAUAUCUUUUGGCAUUCACAUGUAAUCCGUGAGGUAUAUCCGCGUUCAUAAAUCAUGCUAAAGAGGAGUUGUUUGAAACAGAGAUUCGAGUCUAUCUUGAGGAAUUUUGUUAAAGUGGUUUUCCAUAUUGAAUUAUUUUUACAGUAGCUACAUUAUGACCAUGUUUGGAACCAUUGUUCAUCGUAAGACCAAACAGAGAUUGUUGAGAACACUGAUUCAUAGCUUAUUAACCUCGUUCUAAUCAGCUCAGAAUUGCAUCUCAACCAGUCGUUUUAGUCCGGCUAAGCAAAUUUUGUUAUAAUAAGUAUCUAUUCGUUCCAUAUUUGAUUGUUUUCACAAUGUUAAUGAAAACCAAAAUAUCAGCAUGGCAGGACUGAAUCGUCAGGCUUGCGGCCUACACUGCAUGCAUGUGCUACAAAUUAACAUUAAUUCAGUUCGGCUUAUGCCAGAUAUCUUAUAAACAAACGUAUCUACCGCGUCUAAACAUGGACUUACAGUGCUUUAGCUUUUUUGGUGCAUAGCAGAAACGCCCUUCCCAAACAAGCCUCGAUAUAAUUCAAUAAGAUGGUAAUUUAAUAACUAGUUAACCAUGCAUACGUCGGCCUGUUUGAUAAUGUUGAAAAACAGGAAAUCGUGGUUAUAUUAAAAUUAAAAUUAGUACAUCUUUUUAUCGUCAUAGCUAUUAGCAAAUAUUGGGAAUUUAUGCGGCAAGUUUUAUUCCGAAAAUAGUUAUGAUGAUCAGUUUAUUAAAAGCAACAGAAAGUGAA